Messenger RNA from Laetiporus sulphureus 93-53, 1519 nucleotides. RefSeq names its product thaumatin-like protein. NCBI's taxonomy places the organism in Eukaryota, Fungi, Basidiomycota, Agaricomycetes, Polyporales, Laetiporaceae. Gene Ontology annotation, biological process: defense response. The transcript has 12 exons. The record is from RefSeq and is a predicted model, not a curated record. Gene Ontology annotation, cellular component: extracellular region. Bases 364 to 1299 code for a protein of 311 amino acids.
UGGUGUACGACAUAGGCAACUCACGAGUGGGUAUCGCCACCACCCGGCAUACCAAUGACACUGUCAACUUCUGACUUGCAUAUAUUUAUAUUUGUACUUUUCAUUCAUCCGACCCUCUUGGAUUCAAAAGUCGAGGCAACCAGGCCGACACGUGACGUGCCAUGAGACGCGCUCGCGGAGGCAUGCGUUAGUACGAUCAGCUCGAGGCAUUUCAUCUCCACCUUCGGGAUGAUCCAUUUUUCCGCUCGGGAAGGUGCAGAGCAUAUAUAGAGCGGUCCCGUUAUUGUCUCGCGUAUCUUGUCUUCGCGCAUCCACGUCCUCUUUCUUGUCCCAACUGACAGGCUCUUCUCGCACUUGACCAAGAUGGGAAUAGCUUGCAUCUUUUGCAUUUUGUGGCUCGUGUCGCAGGCGACAGCGAGGACGUUUACUGUCAUCAACAACUGCUCGUUCACGAUCUGGCCGGCAAUUUAUACUGGGUCUGGAUCGGAUAAGCCCGAUUAUGACACAGGAUGGAAAGCGGCUGCGGGAUCAUCAGUGAGCUUCACCGUUCCGGACGACUGGUCGUCCGGUCGAAUAUGGGGCAGGAGCGAUUGCAACUUCACAGAGAGCACCACUACUGGGACGUGUGUCUCCGCGUCAUGUAGUGGUGGCUUGCAGUGUGUUGCCCCGGGAUCGACCCCGGCGACUCUGGCAGAGUGGACGCUCUCGGCAGGCAGUGUGGACUAUUAUGACGUGUCUCUCGUCGACGGCUUUAAUCUACCUUUGGCAAUCACGAACAACGUGGGCUGUUCCGAAGCCAGCUGUAAGGUUGAUCUGGACGCUACUUGUCCGAGCGCGCUCGUGGGUCCGACGAACUCCACUGGUGGCGUCCUGGGAUGUAAAAGCGCGUGCGAUGCCAAUGUGGGUGGCGACUACGCAAACUCUCCGGACUGCUGUACUGGCAGCUAUGGCACGGCUGCUACGUGCCCCUCAUCCGGGGUAUCAUACUACAGCUUCUUUAAGGACAACUGUCCGGAUGCAUAUGCGUACGCGUACGACGAGUCGAGCGGCACUGCACUCUGGACGUGCGAUGCAUCGCUGAAUGCCGAUUAUACACUGACUUUCUGCCCAGCGCUUGGAAAAACGACCGCGUCGGUAUCAGGCAGCUCUGGAGUGCCUUCGAAGACGUCGGUGGCGACGACUACGAGCGUACCUUCUGCUACAUCUACCGCCAAGUCCACUAGCACUAGCUUGGGACCGCCGAAGUGUGCUCUCAAACCGCCGUCGGACAAGCAGGCUGUGUUCGCGCUGUCGUGGUGAGCUGCGCAGGCGUACCAUCCAUAUCAGCAAUAACCAAAUCUCUCAUGCCCGUGUCUUGUGGAUACUAUACAGUCGACUGGUCGGUGUAUUCUUAUCUUGUGAGGCCUUGUUGCGUUAUUGAAGUAUAUUUCUAUGGCAUUUAAACGCGAUUUCAUCGGUGCUGUGCCGCGUUUCAUGUGGAGGUUUCAUUGAAAGUGAGGUUGGAACAUGUUUGAUAGCC